UGGUAAGACGUCACGUUGUGGCCGUGCCAGCCUGGGUUCGAUUCCCAGCACCGUCAGUUGCUUCUUUUCUUCUUCAUUCUUUUUUUUUUCUCUCUUUCUCUCUAACUUUUUGACAUUGCUCCUUUCCCUCUCCAUUGCUGUACAAUACUUCUGAAACCUACCAUUUAUACUACACCUUCUGGAGGAUUAAAUGUCGUUUUUAACGAACUUCGGACUGUAGGAUGCACCUAGUUUGGUGAUUGCAAGCAGUAUCACGUGAUAUCUUUCGUCGGCCUUGGCAUCAAAAUUCCUCCCUCUCCGAACUUAUGGACAUCACCAACGGCCACGGCACGGCAUCGAAUUUCCUUCUCAUUGUCAAAUUGACCUGCCCCUACUUCCUUACCAAUCGGGUUGUUUGAUAGCUAAUAUUUCUAGUUUUUAAUUUUCGAUUUUGUCCCGGUCAUCUUCAAUUGCACACAAAAUGCUGUGCUCACGUUGCAGAAUGAGCCUGCUCUGCCGCCUUCCUUUCCGUCAACAGAGCUGGGCCUCCCUCCAGACAUCACGAUGGACAGUCUCCUUCCCUUACAGACAGGGUGUUCAACAGUAUAGCACACCCGCCUCCGAUGUCCCUGAGCCAUCCCAGCCAUCGUCUGCCCCAUCAAUCACCCUCCCGGGAGUCGCGCCUCCGUCCUCAAGUGCACCCCCAACAGCUAAGCGAAAUGGGCCACCGCGUGUUAUGAGUGGGACACCGGCGGGCACGAAACUAAAGGGCUUGAAUUACAUAAAAAAUAAGCCUGACGUUUUUGCGAUGGAAGAUCAUGAAUAUCCCGACUGGCUAUGGGGCCUCCUGGAUGAGGCAAAGGCAAAGACCAACGCAGACGGAAAAGCAGAUCUUGCUGCUAUGAAUAAAAAGCAACGGAUACGCCACGAAAGAAAAAUGGCCGCUCUCGCCGCUUCCCAACCACGUAAAAUCCCACUACACGAACAAGCCAUCGACAUCACUCCAGCAGAUGCAGUCCCGCAAGAGCAGUCCCCAGAAUUCCUAGAAGCGGCCGCAUCCAGCAUCAGCGCCCGCACGCAAAUCACCAGGAGCGCUAGAGAGGCCCGAAGGAAGAGCAUCAAGGAAGCUAACUUCCUACGCGGAAUGUGAAGAGCGUGACGAAACGAUGAAUCAAAGUGUUAAUAUAUUAUUUUGUUUCGGGCAAUGGAAUGGUGUCGGACUUGUAACAUUACCUCCGUUUCUUUGCUUGGGAGCAAUUGCAUGUUUUUCUAGCGCGUGUGUACAUAUAGACUGUGAGAGGAGAAUGUGAAGCGGCAAUGUAUCCUAUUACUAUUUUUUUUUGGAUCGUGAUAUGAAAAACUCUUGUAAACUGUGAAAAGUACCCAUGACUGACUAUCUUUGCAGCUCUAUACUCCGCUUUGUUGGCAAUAUUUACUCUCAUUUACUUGGCGGGUCGACAGAAUCGCCAAUCCCUCCCCCUCGGUAUGUAGAAGAACAACAAGGAUAUUUUGCCUAUGACCUGUCUUUGCUCUUCUUCGUUCUCUUCCUUUUGAGGUUCUACCGGAUUCAUGUACUUGAAAAGAAUGGAUUUUUUUCUCGUUCAUUAUUUCUGUAUGAAUGUUCUGUACGUCCAUACUCCGUACUGGGUACAUUGCAAUACACAUUAAGAGGCGACUAUAAUGUCAAGGCCAACGCUCUGUCAAUUAGUUUUCAUCUGAAAGAAUUUUUACUGAGAGUUAAGUGAGUCUGCAUCAUGUAAUAUUGACAGAGCAUCCGCGAAAGAAAAAAAUUUGAAUUCGUUUCACGAGCUUUGAGUGAUAUCGAGAUACAGCUCUGCCAGCUCAACAAGUGACUGCGAAUAUGAAUUGCAGAUGUGUCUUCUGAUAGAACGUGUUUAUAUUCAUAUCUUCAUGUGCUCAAUGGCAAGUAUCACUUGGCAAAAUAUCACUUUUAUUCUGAUAACUCCUUACUAUAUUUUAUUUAUGGUAUGAGAAUAAUACUUCUGAAA
This is a messenger RNA of Blastomyces gilchristii SLH14081, 1988 nucleotides long. RefSeq lists its product as uncharacterized. Bases 461 to 1129 code for a protein of 222 amino acids. The record is from RefSeq and is a predicted model, not a curated record. NCBI's taxonomy places the organism in Eukaryota, Fungi, Ascomycota, Eurotiomycetes, Onygenales, Ajellomycetaceae. Gene Ontology annotation, molecular function: structural constituent of ribosome. The transcript has 2 exons. Gene Ontology annotation, cellular component: mitochondrial large ribosomal subunit.